Messenger RNA from Wickerhamiella sorbophila, 999 nucleotides. Its product is annotated as WD repeat-containing protein JIP5. The transcript has a single exon. Bases 1 to 999 code for a protein of 332 amino acids. Gene Ontology annotation, molecular function: protein binding. The record is from RefSeq and is a predicted model, not a curated record. NCBI's taxonomy places the organism in Eukaryota, Fungi, Ascomycota, Dipodascomycetes, Dipodascales, Trichomonascaceae.
AUGCCAAUUUUCAGCUUGGAGUUCGAAGAUCCGCUAUUUUGCGCAGCCUUUCAUCCAGAAAAGAAUGAGUUCGUACUAGGGCUCGCUACUGGAACAGUUUCGGCGUACAGUUACACUCUCGAUGGCCAGGAUCCGAAAGUUCUUUGGGCAACUAAGCGCCAUAAAUCAAGCUGCAGGUCGAUAGGAUAUACACAAGACGGCGAAUACGUCAUUAGUGCCGGCUCCGACAAUGUUAUUAAAAAGGCGUUGUCUGGGUCUGGUAAGGUUCGAGCAAAAGCCAAAUUGGAUGUUUCCCCCAGCGCAAUUGCCAUCAACGAAGCGUACCUCGCAGUUGGUGACGACGAGGGUACCCUCACAGUGUUUGACCUCGAGAAUCUGAAGCAAACCCACCAAUUAAAAUCCUUACAUGAGGACUGCAUCACAUCGGUGUGUGCUUUGGAAUUCAAAAACAAGUAUCACUUUGUUGUUACUGGUAUGACAAGCCUCAUCCAUGUCGAUCUCCGAAAUGGUGUCGUUUCAACCAGCGAAGAUCAAGAGGAUGAAAUGCUAUGCGGUUGUGUGCCAAGCGAACAGAAAUCUGUCUUCGGAAUGUCUGAAGGCGUCAUCACAAUCUGGAACAACGAUCAUCUUCUAGACCAGCAGAGUCGUGUCCGUUUAAGCAAAGAGAGUGUCGAUGCUGUUUUGGCUGGCGAAGGAGAAGACACUGUUGUUGCUGGAACAUCCGACGGUAUUGUAUUUGACAUUAAUAUUAUUUCAGGCAAGGUCAUUGCCAAGCGCACCCACUCCCCCUUGGAAGAGGUGUCGAUUCUGGACUGGGACAACGAUUACCACCUUGUGUCUGGAAGCAUGGGGUUGUUGAAACUCUGGAAUAAGGACGAGGUAGAUCCCGAAAAUAAGGAAGAAACGGCCGUGAAGAAGAAGAAGAAGAAAGGCGUGAGAGGCAAGGGGAAGUCUGCACAGCCCACCAAGAAACCCAAGGCUCUUUUUGAAGAUCUUUAA